Messenger RNA from Schistocerca americana (American grasshopper), 1921 nucleotides. Its product is annotated as synaptic vesicle glycoprotein 2A-like. Gene Ontology annotation, cellular component: membrane. NCBI's taxonomy places the organism in Eukaryota, Metazoa, Arthropoda, Insecta, Orthoptera, Acrididae. The transcript has 12 exons. Gene Ontology annotation, biological process: transmembrane transport. The record is from RefSeq and is a predicted model, not a curated record. Gene Ontology annotation, molecular function: transmembrane transporter activity. The coding region runs from base 6 to 1787 and encodes 593 amino acids.
UGGCCAUGGGGGCAGUGGGGGCGGCGGCGGCGGCGGGGGCGGACGCGGCAGGUAUGAAGAGCGGCGAGAAUGGCUUCUGUAUGGAGAAGGAACUCGAGGCGAACGGUGCAGGAGGAAGAGGUGGCAUCGCCACACCGUUUGACGAGGCCGUCGCCAUGACAGGUUCGGGCAAGUUUCACUGGGUGCUGCUGACGGUGUGCGGCCUGUGUCUGGUCGCCAUGUGCUUCGAGGUGCUGGGCAUCGCCUACGUCACGCCGGCGGUGCUCUGCGACUUCGACAUGACGUCAUUCGAGAAGGGCUUCCUCAGCGGAACCAUCAACAUAGGCAUGAUCGUGAGCUCGCACCUGUGGGGCUACGCGGCCGACACGUGGGGGCGCCACGUGGUGCUGUCGCUCACGCUGGGGCUCAACUUCGUCUGCUCCGUGCUGUCCGGCCUGAUGCCCAGCCUCGCGCUGCUCAUCGUCUUCAGGCUCCUCAGCGGCAUCUGGAUCUGCGGGCCGUCGGCGGUGACGUACGCCUACCUGGGGGAGUUCCACUCGGACAAGACGCGAGCCCAGAGCAUGGUCUACGUCUGCCUCUUCAUCGCCGCCGCACUUCUAGUACAGCCAGGUCUGGCGUGGGCCAUCAUCCCGCAGCCGUGGGCGGCGCCCCUCGGCUGGAUCACGCUGCGCUCGUGGCGCGUCUUCAUCGUGGUCAGCGCGCUGCCCAGCGCCGCCACCUUCUUCGGCCUGUGGUUCCUGCUGCCGGAGAGCCCCAAGUUCCUGCUGGCCUCCGGCAGGCACGACCAGGCCAUCGACGUGCUCCGCCGGAUGUUCGCCGCCAACACCGGCCUGCCGCCGGACCAGUACCCGGUGGUGGCCCUGCAGGAGGACGGCCUGCAGUCCUCGCCGGCCGGGGUGAACACCAAGUCCCCUCUGGUCGUGGCCCGCCACAUGUGGAGGCAGACCGCGCCGCUGUUCAGACCGCCGUACCUGCUCUACACCGCCGUCGCCUGCUUCAUACAGUUCGGACUGUACGCCAGCUCCAAUGGGUUCUACAUGUGGCUGCCGGAGCUGCUGAACCGAGUGGGCCAGUACAACGACGCCUACCCAGAGCAGCCUGCUGCCGUGUGUGACGUCAUCGCCAUCCUGGCAGGCCAGAUGUCGCCACCAGUCGCCGUGGAACGCUUCCAAACCACCUACUCCAACAUAACAGCCGAAUACACUACCACCGAAGUAUCUGCCUUCGCCAACUGGACCACCGUGGACGGCUUCGCCGACAGUGGUGCCAACUGGACAGCGACCGCACUAGACAGCUCUACCGCUGGGCCCGAGGUGUGCGUGGCGACGGUUAGCGAGGUCAGCUUCCAGAACUCGAUGAUCAACGGCGCAGGCUUCGCCAUCGCCUACGUCGCCAUCAUCCCCCUCGUCAAGAUCGUCAGCAAGAGGCUCCUGCUGGCCGUCAGCCUGAUAGCAUCGGGGCUGUGCGGUGUCGCCGUGCUUUGGGCCCAGACGGAGCUGCAGAUCCUGAUGCUGCCGAUGGCGUACGUCGUGCUCUCCGGAACGUGCGUGUCCGUCGUCAAUAUCGUCGUCGUCGAUGCUGUCCCCACGUACCUCAGAGCCAUGGCGGUGUGCCUGUCGCUGUGUUUCGGCCGCCUGGGCACCUUCGUCACGUCCCUCAUGCUGGGCGCCCUCAUAGACUCCAGCUGCGUCGUCGCCGUCUCCAUCCUGGGAGGAUACGUUGUGUUGUGUGGCUUCUUGUCGCUGCUGCUGCCAUCUGAAGAAAAGAUGAAGAAACUUCGCCAAUGACGACCACUGGACCUCCAUCUGGAACAAUACGAUUAAGAACACCUUGUCUGUAUCCGAAGUCUUUGUUAUGUGCGCCUUCUCGCCAGAUCCAAAACUUAACUGCUGUAGCUAUGGAAUAAAACAUUCCAACGAAA